AUGGAGGUGAAGGAAAUCAAAACACACAUCACAAGUUUGGAGAAGGCGAAGGAUGACAAAACCAUCCUAAACAUUCUCAACAUUCUUAAGAAUGAAAUAAAACCAACAGAAAAGCUUUUGAGGGAAACAAAAGUUGGGAUUGUUGUUAACAGAUACAAAGGAUCAGAGAAUCAAGAAAUCUCUACACUUGUUAAAAAAAUCAUCAAGUUUUGGAAGGAUGAAGUUUCACGUGAAAAGAAGGCUAAAGGUAGUACAACAACAUCACAGAAAGCUGCUUCUCCUAACACUUCAACAACAUCAAACAAUACAACAACCACUUUACACAAAAAAUUUGUUGCUAAUGGACCAAGAAAUGCCUUGAAUGAUGGUAUCAAAGUGGAUUUCUAUGAAAACAAAACAAGAAACGGUGCUGUCUCAGCCUUAUACAAUGGGUUAUGCAUUGAAUCAGAGCAUCCACCUAAUGCCUUACUAAAAGUUGCUAAAGAGAUUGAAGCUGAAGUGUUUUCAGCUGAAAGAUUUGAUACAAGUUCGAACACAAAAUAUGCACAGAGACUAAGAACCUUGACAUCCAAUUUGAGACAAAAAAACAAUCCAGAAUUGAGAAAUAAGAUCAAUAAUGGUGAUUUACUUCCAAAAGAUUUCAUAAAUAUGAGUCCAAAAGAAAUGGCACCAGAAUCGCUAAAGAAAGAAUUGGAGGAGAUUAAGAGAAAGAAUUUGUUCAACGCUCAAGGUGCUACACAAGAAAGAGCUGUCACUGAUAGAUUCACUUGUGGUAAAUGUAAAGAAAAGAAGGUUAGUUAUUACCAACUGCAAACCAGAUCUGCUGAUGAACCUUUAACUACUUUCUGUACCUGUGAGAAUUGUGGGAACAGAUGGAAGUUCUCCUGA
This is a messenger RNA of Hansenula anomala, 888 nucleotides long. RefSeq names its product transcription elongation factor DST1 (gene DST1). The coding region runs from base 1 to 888 and encodes 295 amino acids. The record is from RefSeq and is a predicted model, not a curated record. Gene Ontology annotation, cellular component: nucleus. NCBI's taxonomy places the organism in Eukaryota, Fungi, Ascomycota, Saccharomycetes, Phaffomycetales, Wickerhamomycetaceae. Gene Ontology annotation, molecular function: zinc ion binding; RNA polymerase II transcription regulatory region sequence-specific DNA binding. The transcript is spliced from 2 exons. Gene Ontology annotation, biological process: transcription elongation by RNA polymerase I; regulation of mRNA 3'-end processing; DNA-templated transcription.